CGUCAUCUCCUAGCGACUGCUUAGAAUUCAGCUUCGCGCCAAGCACUUGAAGGAUUUUUUUUUACUUUUCUGAUAAAAAACCUGCGACAAUACUGCGAAAAAAGUGUUUGAAAUGGACAUUAGGCUGUUCUUUGCACCGACAUCAAUGAAGUCGGCGGUGCAGAAACCAGCCCCAAAUGGAAACGUCAGAGCAGAAGAAGAGAAGAAGAAAAAGAAGAAAAAUCUGUCUGAAAAGUCCUCAGAUGAGGAAGUGAAAAAGAAAAAGAAAGAGACCACCAAGGUCAAAAGCUCCAAGGCAGGAGAAGAAAAGCGCAAGGAUAGUGAGAAAAAACGAAAGAAGCAUGCAAUGAUUGUGUCUGACUCAGAGGAGGAUGAGGAGCCAGCGAUAAAGUCAAAGAAAUCUUCCAAAGUGAAAGCAACAACCAGUAAAUCCGCUCCACCUCCUAAAAAGAAUCCUGUGCAGUAUGUCUCUGAAACAGACUCAGACAGUGACAACUUUCAGUCAUUGAAAAAGUACACCAAACCCAAGCAGAAUGGCGCUGGCAAAAGCUCAAAGUCGGAUGCAGAGAGUUUUACUCCAGGAGCCAAACAGGGGACAAAGUCUCCCAUCAAGUCCUCCCCCAGCCAGGGGAAACCUGGGCUGAAGAGCCCUCCUGCACCUACAACCCCUAAAUCAGCUCCAUGUCCUCAGCCCAAACAAACUCCCACCUCGCUUCUCGACUACUUCGGCAGCGGUGCGAUUCAUCGCUCGGACAAAAGACUGGUUUCUAGCACAAAACGAAAGGCUCCAACUCAAGACUCAGACUGCCUGAUAAGUGAUGAGGAGAUUGCCCGACAUUUGCAGAUGGAAGAGGAGAUGGAGCUGGAGAAGCAAGUCCAUGAGGAUGAGGAGUUUGCAAAAACAUUAGCUAUGUUGGAAGCGGAGCCACAGUCGAAGAAAGUGCGUAAAAGCUCUGAUGAAAAACAAGGCCUAACCACGACUCCCAAGAAGAGAAGCACUGGUGACGCUGCUGGCAGCAGUUGUAGCAUAUCAGAGGAUGUGAUUAGUCCGUCGCCUGUACCAGUCAAAACCAGCUCCAAACUGGCCAUGAUGAAGAAAAAGGAUGAAAUCAAGGAUGAGGAACCAAAGAGUAAAACACCCUCGUCACCUACAAAAAUGAAAAUCUCUCCAAAAAAGGAGCCCACUGUUUCAUCUGUCUCAGAGAAGAAGUUCACACCCAAACUUGGAACCACACCCACAGCCCUUAAAACCUCUCCUAAGAAACCAGAGAGCACAAGUACAAGUCCAGAUGAUGCAGAGAAGAAGAAGGGCAACGCUUCAGCUUUCAGAAACUACCUCAACAGAGAUGGACCACGAGCUCUGGGAUCCAAGGAGAUCCCAACGGGAGAGGAGAACUGUUUGGAGGGAUGUGUGUUUGUGCUGACGGGAGUCCUGGAGUCGAUGGAGAGAGAUGAUGCCAAAACUCUUAUUGAGCGCUAUGGAGGAAAGGUGACGGGCAAUGUCAGCAAGAAGACCACCUACCUGGUCCAGGGCCGAGACAGCGGAGUGUCUAAGCUCGAGAAGGCGGAGAGUCUUGGCACCAAGAUCCUGGAUGAAGAUGGUCUGUUGGAGCUGAUCAGAACCAAACCAGGAAAGAAAUCGAAAUAUGAGAUUGCUGCAGAGGCUGAGAGCAAAUCCUCAAAGACCAGGACUCCCCCCAGCCAGACGUCAAAGACAACCCCCAAAGCUCAGAAGAUCUCUCCCUCCAAAGGUAACUCCAGGUCUCCUCAUACCCCAAGCCCAUCAAAGACAGGGCAGACACAAAGCCACGGCGCCAGGACCAGCGAUAGCAGCACCCCAGCUGGGAGAAGCUCAGGUCCCACAGCCCGGAGGGACCUGGGCCUUUCUUCCUCCACCUCCUCGUCUUCCUCUGCCUCACAGCCAUCACUGUCAGGGGAGGGCGCCACUCUGCUGUGGGUGGACAAGUACCGUCCACUCUCUCUGAAGACUGUGAUUGGCCAGCAGGGGGACCAGAGCUGCGCUAACAAGCUGCUGCGAUGGCUGCAGAACUGGAACAAGAACCACAGCAGUAACACCAGCAAGCCAGCAGCAGCAAAGUUUGGUAAAUUUGGAGGGAAAGAUGAUGGAUCAGGACACAAAGCUGCUCUGCUGUCUGGGCCUCCAGGAGUGGGGAAGACAACCACAGCAGCUCUUGUCUGCGAGGAGCUGGGCUUCAGCUACGUGGAGAUGAACGCCAGCUGCACUCGUAGCAAAAACAGUCUGAAGGAAGUUGUUGCAGAGUCACUUAACAACACCAGUAUUGAGAACUUCUGCAAAGGUACGUCUCAGACUGUGAGCAGUAAGCACGUCCUCAUCAUGGAUGAGGUUGAUGGCAUGGCCGGUAACGAGGAUCGUGGAGGAAUCCAGGAGAUGAUCGGCCUGAUAAAGAAUUCAAAGAUUCCCAUCAUCUGCAUGUGCAACGAUCGUAACCACCCAAAGAUCAGGUCCUUGGCCAACUACUGUUUCGAUCUGCGCUUCCAGAGGCCGCGAGUGGAGCAGAUCAAGGGAGCUAUGAUGUCCAUUGCUUACAAGGAGGGGAUCAAGAUCCCACCCCCAGCUCUCAACGAGAUCAUCUUAGCCUCCAAUCAGGACGUCCGACAGGUGAUUCACAACCUGAGCAUGUGGUCAGCCAAAAACAAGGUGAUGACUUAUGACCAGUGCAAGUCUGACGCAGCCAGCGCCCGCAAGGAUAUGAAGCUGGGGCCGUUUGAUGUCUGCAGGAAGGUGUUUACCUCAGGAGAGGAAGCUGCCCACAUGACCCUCAUCGACAAGUCCGACCUAUUUUUCCACGACUACUCUCUGGCGCCGCUGUUCGUCCAGGAGAAUUACCUGCAUGUUCGUCCAGCUGCUGCUGGUGGUAAUCUGAAGUCCCACCUGAUGCUGCUCAGUAAGACAGCGGACUCCAUUUGUGACGGAGAUCUAGUGGACAGACGGAUCCGCUCAGGACAGAACUGGUCACUGCUGCCCACUCAGGCCAUCUAUGCCAGUGUGUUACCAGGCGAGCUCAUGAGAGGCUACAUGGGUCAGUUCCCAGUCUUCCCCAGCUGGCUCGGGAAAAACUCCUCCACUAAUAAACACUCUCGGACCAUACAGGAGCUGGCCUCUCACAUGAGCUUAAAGACACUAAGCAGCAAACAAGCGGUAAACCUGGACUACCUGUACUACCUACAACGAGCGCUGCUACAUCCACUUCAAAAGCACGGAGCGGACGGCGCCAGCCAAGCCGUGCAGCUGCUGGAUGACUAUCAGCUCGUCAGGGAAGACGUGGACAGCAUCAUGGAGAUCAGCGUCUGGGGUGGACAGCCGGACCCCUACUCCAAACUGGACUCCAAGGUGAAGGCAGCGUUCACACGUGCGUACAACAAAGAGGUUCACCUGACGCCGUACUCGCUGCAAGUUGUGAAAAAGGGCCGCCGUGGUGGUGGAGCGGAGCAGGAGUUGGGAGAGGAGGACAUGGGUCCGGAUGGUCAAGAGUCUGACGAUGCAGGGGACCGGCUCAAAUCAGACGCAAUGAUCAAACAGAAAAAGACCAAAACCACUAAAGAGUCAAAUAAGGAGAAGAAGGAGGAUUCUGGCAAGGGCAAAGGGAAGGGGAAGGGGAAGGGCAAAGCUAAGAAAUAAGCUGGAGGAGAACUUCCUGUCCUGAUCCGUCUCCACAAACUAACAUCAAUGCUCUGCACUUACAUUAAUCCAUCGAUGAGAAUCAGUAAUCUGGUCUGAAAUGCAGCAGGUGACCCAUCAUACCUUCAUCACUUGGCUUUAACACUUUCUUAAACAUCUGGUGUCUCCAUACUGAUGCACAUUAUCUGCUCGUUCACCUAUCAUGUCUGUGCACACAUCUCCUCAGGAGUAGUGUGCAUUUUUCCAGUCUUUAGUUUGUAGUGGAGGUGUUGAGGAUGUAAAUAAUGUGACCCAGGCGAAGAAGACUGUUAGUUUUUACUGCUACAAAACAGACGUGUCUUUGCUUUUGCUCUACGGUUAGUACUUAAUGAUCCUUUUUCAUGUAAACUGCAAUUUUGUAAGAGUAGAUAAAUAUGUUGCUCAUGA
Molecule: messenger RNA, 4087 nt
Organism: Melanotaenia boesemani (Boeseman's rainbowfish)
Lineage: Eukaryota; Metazoa; Chordata; Actinopteri; Atheriniformes; Melanotaeniidae
Gene: rfc1
Product: replication factor C (activator 1) 1
Exons: 23
Coding region: 113-3661 (1182 amino acids)
Biological process (GO): DNA replication; DNA repair
Cellular component (GO): nucleus; DNA replication factor C complex
Molecular function (GO): ATP binding; DNA clamp unloader activity; DNA binding
Source: RefSeq, a predicted model, not a curated record